AUGUUGCACACAGAAGGCAGUGGCAUCGUGAACGAGGCCGGAGAAGUAGUCAUCCUGAGGGCUGCAGCUAUCGGCGGUUUUCUCAACAUGGAAAACUUUAUUACAGGCUACGCAGGUCAUGAGCAUGAGCAUCGAGCGCAAAUGGCAGCCGUAUUGGGCGAGAAGAAAGCCAAGUUCCUCUUCGACCGGCUGCUGCAUCACUUCUUCACCAAUGAGGACGCAGCCAUGUUUGCAGGACUGGGUCUGAACUGCAUCCGUAUUCCAUUCAACUACCGCCAAUUCUUUGAUGACAUGGAUCCCGACACCUUCAAGCCCGAGGGCUUUGCGUGGCUAGAUCGGUGCGUUGAUAUCUGUGCUCGACACAACAUCUACGCUAUUCUCGAGCUCCACGCUUUACUAGGCGGCCAGAAUCAAGACUGGCAUUGCGACUCUGGAACUACACGCGCCGCUUUCUGGGACUUCAAGGACCACCAGGACCGCAUUAUUCGCUUUUGGCAGGUUCUGGCCGGCCGCUACGCCCGCAAUCCUGUUGUCGCUGGCCACAAUCCACUCAAUGAGCCUGCUGACCCAACACUCAACUCUGCCGGUCGUCCUGGUGCGCGCUUGCUAGCCUGGUAUGCCCGUGCUGAGAAGGCCAUCCGCUCUGUCGACCCGAUCAUAUGCUCUUCCUUGACGGUAAUACUGCCCAAUACCGUUUAUGCAAUCCAUGAUUAUUCCAAGUUUGGCUUUCCUGGAGAGGAGCAGUACACAGGCACGGAUACGCAAAAGAUCCGACUACGUGCUAGCUUCGACCGCAAGGUCAAGUUCAUGCGUUCGGCCGGUGUGCCUGUAUGGAACGGGGAGUUUGGUCCCGUAAAUGACGGCGUCGAGGCCACAAAAGUAAACAAUGCAGGGCGCAUUGCCCUCCUGGAGCAGCAGCUGUCAAUUUACCGGGAAACAGGAGUGAGCUGGUCUAUCUGGCUGUACAAGGAUAUAGGAUACCAAGGCAUGGCCUACGUUGACCCAAAUUCAGCGUAUUUGCGGCUGAUCUGGCCCUUCCUUGAUAAGAAGCAGCGACUGGGUCUGGACUGCUGGACGAUUGUUUCUCGUGAAGCUGUGCAGUCGGUCUACCAGCCUUUCCUGGCCUCUAUCCGUGAUAUGGUAGAUCCUUGCUUCCGGACCGGUCGCUACCCAUACCAGUGGACUCUGGAGCGCCAGUUUGAGCGUGUUAUCCGUGAGGCUUUACUGAGUGAGUAUGUUGGAUGGGAGCUUGCGGAGUUGUUCCGUGAUAAAACUGAGGAUGAACUGGAGGAACUUGCUGCCUCCUUUGCACUUAAGAACUGUCGCACUCGUGAUGAUCUAAAUGAGACUCUGCGGAGGGAUGGUGCGGCUACAAUCAAGCUGUCGAAAUAG
This is a messenger RNA of Penicillium vulpinum, 1392 nucleotides long. Its product is annotated as glycoside hydrolase family 5 protein. The transcript is spliced from 3 exons. Gene Ontology annotation, biological process: glucan catabolic process. Lineage: Eukaryota; Fungi; Ascomycota; Eurotiomycetes; Eurotiales; Aspergillaceae. Bases 1 to 1392 code for a protein of 463 amino acids. Gene Ontology annotation, cellular component: cell surface; extracellular region. The record is from RefSeq and is a predicted model, not a curated record. Gene Ontology annotation, molecular function: beta-glucosidase activity.